Messenger RNA from Leptopilina boulardi, 567 nucleotides. RefSeq lists its product as uncharacterized. The transcript is spliced from 2 exons. NCBI's taxonomy places the organism in Eukaryota, Metazoa, Arthropoda, Insecta, Hymenoptera, Figitidae. The coding region runs from base 78 to 524 and encodes 148 amino acids. The record is from RefSeq and is a predicted model, not a curated record.
AGUUACUCCAAUUCCAAAGGACCUUGGUGCAAACAAGAGGAAAAGGUUUCACGAAAUAUGUAGUGAAUUAGAUAAAAAUGAUUUGGAGAAAUCGACUAAAAAGAAAACGUCUGGUCCAAAAAUUGGUAAUAAACGCCAGCAAAAAAUUGUCAAAGAAACAAAGAAACAUGUUUUCUUUACUUGGUGGCACAAAAAAAAAUUUUGAAGGAUCAUUUGGUACUACUGGUUCUUUAGGAGGAAAAAGAAAAAUUACUUUAAAAGAAAACGUAGAUUAUACUUUGGAGACAUUGACAGAAGAAAUUUUGAAGCAAUAUGUCGAUAAAGACAAUAAACAUUUAUUUGAAACAUCGUUUGUUUACCUUGCCACAAAUCAAGAACAAUUUAUCUCAAAAUUCGUGAACAAGGAAGGACACGAAUGCAAAUUUUGGGAAUAUUAUUAUGAUACACUUAAGAAGCCAUCUAAUGAAUAUAAUUAUCUAAUUUUGAAAUUCAUGAACUUAUCGGCUUUUCAGAUAAGAAAAUAACUUCUCCGACUUAAGCGAUUUAAAAUUUACAGAUAAUAUAAAG